ACACACACACACACACACACACACACACACACACACACACACACACACACAGGUAAUCAACACAAAGCUUCCUCUUACAUCAUGCACACACACCCUCUCCAUAGCCUCUUGCGCGUUAAACGCCACCACCAGCAUGCACCAAACAGCAGGGCUGUAUCUGUGUUUGAUCGGCGCCCUCGCAUGCCCCAUCAGUUCCCACAGGUUUAUGGCUUUACUGCCCGGCCCUUUAGACGCUCCGGGGCCCGGACGGGAUGGCUGGGCGCUUCCCUAAAAGCUGAAUUAUUCUGAAUCAUUUCACUAAAGGCAGCAGAUGCUACUUGUAGGUCUGUGGUCUUCCAUCUAGGAGUUGGAGGUGGUGGGGGCAAUCAAGGCGUCCUGGUGCCUGCUAAAUGCCACCCACUUCUGCAUGACCGCGUCUGAGUGCUUAUCUGACCCUGGCCGUCAUUGUGUCGUCUGCACCUCGCCCACUUUAUGCCUCUCACACGCCCCCUACCAGGGUCGCCCCUUCCUUCUUUGCGGUCAACUGUACGGGACAUGUGUCUGGUCGCUCAGUGCCACGCUGGACAGCGCAUGCGGAAGCAAGAGGGCUGGCUCGCACAUCGGAUAGAGAAGGUUCGGAGGACGAGAUUUACUGAAGAUCCGAUUGAUUCUUUUUUGAAAGGAUCGGGUUAGAUAAAACCCAAGAAUGAGAUCCUCAGGAAUAAAGCUUGUGGACUGUUUCAGCAUGUGGUUGGGAAAAGCCUCUUGUACCAAUCUCUGGUUCAGAAGAUUUUGUCUCGUCUUCUCAUCUUCAACCUCGGCUUAGUCUGAGGCACCGGUCUCCGGGGGUGACUUGGAUACGAUGGUCGUCUUGCCGCGGUGCGGUCGCUACACCUCGCGUCUCCUCAGCUAAACCGGCCGAUCCGGCCAACGUCCAGCGUGUCCCGAUGGGAGCGUCGGCCGUCUCCGUGAAGGACUGCGUGUCUCUGUUCGUCUACUGCUUCACCUUCCUCCUGGGCCUGCCCGCCAACCUGCUGGUGCUCUUCGUGUACGUCCGCAAGGCGCGCAAGCGGGGCGCCACGCCCAACGUGGUGUACGCCCUCAACCUGUGCCUGGCCAACCUGGCCCUGGUGGCCUGGCUGCCCGUCAAGGCCCUGGAGGUCUUCCUCCAGGGCUGGGUGCUGCCGGGCUUCCUGUGCCCCAUCUACAACUUCUUCCUGUUCGCCUCGGUGUACGGCAGCUGCCUGUUCCUCACGGCCGUCACGGUGGGCCGCUACCUCAGCAUCGCCUUCCCCAUCGCCUACAAGCUGUACCGCCGCGCGCGCAUCUCCUGCUUCAUCAGCGUGGCGCUCUGGGCCGUGGUGCUGCUCCACCUGUCGCUGGGCCUGGUGGCCGAGGGCGGGGCUUUCUUCGUGACGCGGCCCGACGGCGAGGGCGGGGCGGCGGCGUGCUACGACCACUUCGACGAGUCGCAGCUGGAAGUGCUGCUGCCCCUGCGGCUGGAGAUGGCCGUGUGCCUGUUCCUCGUGCCGCUGGCCAUCACGUGCUUCGGCACGCUGCGCUGCGUCACGCUGGUGUGGCGCUCCUGCCUGCCGGCGGCGGGGAAGAGGCGGGUGCUGGCGGUGGCGCUGACCACCCUGGCGGUGUUUGUGGUGUGCUACGCGCCCUACAACGCCUCGCACGUGGUGGGCUUCGCCACGUGGGACGACGUGUGGUGGCGCAGCGGCGCCAUGAUCACCAGCACCUGCAACGUCUUCCUGGAGCCCGUGGUCAUGCUGAUGCUGUCGCCCGCCGUGUCCCGCGGCAUCAUGGGCAGGGUGUGCGGCGGCAGUGGGCGUCGCCCGACAUCGUCCGUGCCGCGGUCGGCGCAGAGUCGCCCGCGUAACACCCUGUCGCAGGACCCCGGUGGGGAUGUCAGGGAAAACCCCUCGCUGUCCGAUAAGGGUCCGCCUGAAGUCACGAUGACCAGGUUGAGUCAAGACUGACCGGAAGGGAAGGACGGUCUCGAACGCGACUGGAUAUGGUGGACAUGUGCUGACUCAUGCUGUUGCCACGGCAGCAGAUGGGCAGAGGGAUCAUGGCGUGGGUUGGAGGUGUGUACCAGUCUUCAGUAGGUUACUAAUGAAGCGUUUGAAUGGAACUUGGAUGGACACUUUACACUUGUAAUCAGGAGGUACCCUGACUUUAUGCUUUUUCUCAUUCUUUUUAUUGCUUUUUGGAAGAUUAAUGUUGCUUUCUCUGAAUAAUAAAAACACAUAGAUGCAAACCAGAUAGAUAAGGUAUUUUCUCACGAGCAGCCACUACUCUUAUCGCAUUGUUAUAUGAUGUUCAUGAACCAAUUAAGACACACCUCUUUCUCACACACACACACACACUAACACACACACACACACACACACACACACACACACACACACACUAACACACACACACACACACACACACACACACACACACACACACACACACACACACACACACACACCAGGUUCAAUGGUAGAUUACGUUUGAUUUGGUGUGAAGUGAUGCUUUACGCUUAAUGGUGCAUCAGUCAUUAUAAAAUUUAAGAUCAGACACGUCUGUAGGUCAUGUUUGUGUAAAUAAUUUUGUUUAAUUUUAGGCAAUGUGUUUUCAUUUAAUGCUCCCUUCAAAAUAAAAAGUAUUUCUGAAAUGUUCACUGUACAGAGAAAUCUAUCCAGGGUAUUAUGGGUCCAAGAGGCAAAAAGUUCAGUUCAGAAUGUAUAUGUAUGUGUAAGACCUGUGUACCAAGUUUACAAAUGUUGUAUCCAUCGGUGCGGCGGGCUGAUCGUUUAACUUUGACCGUGAAUUAUAGCGCCCCCCUAUGGGCAAAAUGGUCCAAAUGUUUUGUAAACCUGCUCUUCCAGGAUACCAUUCACAGGCUAAAAUAUGGGCGCUACCAAAUAAAAAAGAAUAAUACCCAAACAAGACAAUAACAAUUGAUAUCCAAAAAUUAACUGUGAAUAGCUACCUAUUUAUACAUUUAAUCUGUAUGUUAACCUGUGUGUAAAUUGCAAUUCACUUUUAAUAAACACAACCUACAAACAAA
Molecule: messenger RNA, 3046 nt
Organism: Gadus morhua (Atlantic cod)
Lineage: Eukaryota; Metazoa; Chordata; Actinopteri; Gadiformes; Gadidae
Product: free fatty acid receptor 3
Exons: 1
Coding region: 927-1964 (345 amino acids)
Biological process (GO): positive regulation of insulin secretion; positive regulation of cytosolic calcium ion concentration; G protein-coupled receptor signaling pathway
Cellular component (GO): plasma membrane
Molecular function (GO): bioactive lipid receptor activity
Source: RefSeq, a predicted model, not a curated record